CUGAGUUGAGCGCAGCAGACCUGCGGACGGACCCAGCAACCAUGAUGCAAAGCCUGCAGCAUCUAAGCAGCUACAACAGCAACAGCGAGUUCGAGCCGCCGCAACUGGACCCUCCGACGCGUAAAGAGCGCAAGCCUGUGUGCAAGUGGACGGAGAAGGAAGAUCUCUUGAUGCUCAAGCUCGUGCAGAAGUACGGCACGCGUCACUGGACUAUCAUCGGCACUAAACUGCCUGGCCGUAAUGGCAAGCAAUGCCGCGAAAGGUGGCACAACCAGCUUGACCCCGCAAUUCGCAAAGAGCCUUGGACACCCGAGGAGGAGCGCAUCCUAAAGGAAUUGCACGACAAGUUCGGCAACAAGUGGGCGGAGAUCGCCAAGAUGUUGCCGGGCAGGACAGACAACGCCAUAAAGAACCACUGGAACUCAAGCAAACGUCGUCUCAAGCGCGGCUUCACUCCGACGUCCACCUCGCAACGCAAACGCCGUGAUAGCUCCGGCUCGGACAGCUCUUCCAGCAGGGAAAUUUCAGAGAUACCGUCGCCUGUGUUAGGUGGAGUCAACGACGUCUAUCCACUCAGCACACUGCUCACGGACCAAGUCGACUUUGCAAGUCUGUACCCGAACAAUUACCUUCAAUCUCCUCUUGCCAUUCAAACAGCGCAACUCGGUAGUCCACAGAUCUCUCUGUGUUGGACCCCAACGGACGCGACGUACAACCGACUGAACGCCAUGUGGAACAUCCCCGCGAUGCCUAAUUGGGUUUCUUCUGGCUUCAGCAACCCUCUGAACAAAGCUACGACGAUUGAGCCGAGUAGAACUAAACUGGCGUCUGACCGAGCCCCCGCCAUGAACGGCAAACGUAUUUUGGACGACACGAUUGAUGUUAGCAAGAUACAGUCGCCGCUUACGAAGAAAGUGAAGAAAGACGACCCAUCCCUGGAGAUCCUGGCCAACGCGGCACUACUGCAGUCGAUAGGCCACACGGUGUAG
Messenger RNA from Phytophthora infestans T30-4, 989 nucleotides. Its product is annotated as myb-like DNA-binding protein, putative. Gene Ontology annotation, biological process: regulation of DNA-templated transcription. Lineage: Eukaryota; Oomycota; Peronosporomycetes; Peronosporales; Peronosporaceae. Gene Ontology annotation, cellular component: nucleus. The record is from RefSeq and is a predicted model, not a curated record. Bases 45 to 989 code for a protein of 314 amino acids. Gene Ontology annotation, molecular function: RNA polymerase II cis-regulatory region sequence-specific DNA binding; DNA-binding transcription factor activity, RNA polymerase II-specific. The transcript is spliced from 2 exons.